GGAUAUUUCGAGUAGAUUAUAUUCAGAUAACCUUGGUGGCGAGAUUAACAAGUGUCAUUUUUGUUUGUCGAAAUUUUGCUAAAUCAAAAAGAUUAAUAAAGUAGUCUACUGAACUGCCAAAUCUCGAGAUUAAGUGUCAUUAAUAAUAACAGAUAUAUGUAUAAUGGCAGAGAUUUCAAGAAAAAAAAGAGUAAAUUGGAGUGAGGCUGCCGAAGCCGAUAUGAUACAGUUCUGGCAAGAAAAAAUGCCACAGUUUCGGGCGACUAGGAAAAAUAGGCAUAUAUAUCAGGAAAUAGCGGACGCCAUGGCUUCAGUUGGCCAUAAAUAUACGGCUGUGGAAAUUAAAGUGAAAAUGCAUAAUUUCACUAAUAAAUACAAGAUAGAGAAGAAGAAAAUCGGUUCAUCGGGUAUUUCAACUUGGAUACAUUUCGAAGCGGUCCACCAAGCAAUAGGCGGCUACAAAAGUUUUUGUUCCGCCGAGCUUGCGGAAGACAGUAUUGUAGAUGUAUAUGUAGAUGAUAUUUAUCAAAUAGAGCCAAUUCAGGUGGAGUCUGAAAGCGAAGGAGAAUCGCCUCUUCCGAGUCCUCGGGCAUCUUCCGUCACCUCCAAUCGCCCUUCAUCCAGUGAAGCUGACAAAACGGUAGUGUCGGUAAUGGAUGAAAUGAGGAAGGAUUUUGUGAAAGUGUUUCAGGCGAUAAAUGAUGCCGAAGAAAAACGGCUACGUAUAUUAGAAAAAGUUGUCAAAGAUGUUAGUGAGAUGAAGGAUGCUUUCAUCGAAUUCCUUCGGCGCCAAAAUUAGUUUUAAAGUUUAAAUUUUAUAUUUUAUAAAUAAAAAUUAUAUUGAUUAUAUACAUAUAUUUACUAAAAUAUCU
Zeugodacus cucurbitae (melon fly) is the source of this 872-nucleotide messenger RNA. Its product is annotated as myb/SANT-like DNA-binding domain-containing protein 1. Bases 164 to 799 code for a protein of 211 amino acids. The record is from RefSeq and is a predicted model, not a curated record. Lineage: Eukaryota; Metazoa; Arthropoda; Insecta; Diptera; Tephritidae. The transcript has 3 exons.